Podospora bellae-mahoneyi is the source of this 1086-nucleotide messenger RNA. RefSeq lists its product as uncharacterized. The record is from RefSeq and is a predicted model, not a curated record. The transcript has 2 exons. Bases 1 to 1086 code for a protein of 361 amino acids. Lineage: Eukaryota; Fungi; Ascomycota; Sordariomycetes; Sordariales; Podosporaceae.
AUGUUAUAUGCGCCGCUCUUGUCAUCUUUGAUCGACACCGGUUGCGGCAUAUUGGCUAAGCGGCUGGUGAACCCCCUUGGAAGCAGCUGUCCAAGAAUUCGGGCUGCCUUGGCUGUCUCAAUCUGCUCACCAGUCAUAUCGGGCACCUCAGAUUGCAGCUCACGCACCCUUCUCUCCGGUGAAUCCCUCCCCCACCAACUCAACGACAUCUUUUACCUCACCUCCGCAACAAAACUCAUCACCACCAUCGCCGCCCUCCAAGCCAUAGACGAUGCGCACCUCUCCCUGGACUCCCCAGAAACAAUCUCCCAAUUCGCCCCGGAACUAGUCAACAAACCCAUCCUCUCCCCAGACGGCGCGACCCUCACCCCUCCCACCAACCGCAUCACCCUCCGCCAGUUACUUUCCCACACCUCCGGCCUGGCAUAUCACUUCCUCCACCCUUACCUCUCCGCCUGGCUCGAGAAGAACCAAGAACCCUGUUACAACCUGCCAAGCCCUGGCAGCGUUUCUGGGCGUAACAAACCCCUGCAACCAGGCCACCGUCGCCCAGUAGAAGAAGCAUUCGCUUACCCGCUGAUCUUUGAGCCCGGAACAUCCUGGUCUUAUGGACCUAACCUCGAUUGGACAGGGCGUAUCCUCGAGCGAGCGACGAAUACCACCCUCGGGCAACACGUCCAGGAGCGCAUCUGCAAACCAAUAGGCAUCACAGCACAAGAUGCCCAGUUUUACCCCGUCGAGGGCGAUGAACCCAGAUCUCGAAUGGUCGACCUUAACCCCUCUGACCCGGCAGGGCUGGGGUUGGCUGUUGUAGGGGGGACAAUGGAUACGAACAGGCGGAGUGAGGGGGAUUUUGGUGGGCAUGGGAUGUUUAUGAGUGCUGAGGGGUAUAUCAAAGUUCUUCGGUCUCUGUUGGCAAAUGAUGGAAAGUUGUUGAGGAAAGAGACGAUGGAAGAGAUGUUUAGGGAUCUGAUUGGGGCGGAGGGGGAGGAGAAUGCGAGGGGGUGUUUGAUAGUCCUACUGGAAUCUUCUACAUGGUUGGGACGGAGGGGGUCAAGGUUGGACAUGGGUUGGGCGGGUUGUUAA